Messenger RNA from Notechis scutatus (mainland tiger snake), 1053 nucleotides. The record is from RefSeq and is a predicted model, not a curated record. NCBI's taxonomy places the organism in Eukaryota, Metazoa, Chordata, Lepidosauria, Squamata, Elapidae.
GCGCAUGUGUCCUUCAAACCAAGCCUGGCCCAGCAACGGAAGUGCUCCCAUUGCACCACUACAGCUGUGGAGGGCAAUCUUGUGGUGACCUAUGAUGUCAGCAGGAAUGAAACAGCUGGAGAGCUGGAGAUCUUCAAUGGGUAUUUUGUCCACUACUUUGCUCCCGAUGACUUGGAUCCUCUGCCAAAAAACAUCCUGUUUGUCAUCGAUGUCAGCGGUUCCAUGUGGGGAAUAAAAAUGAAACAGACCGUCGAAGCUAUGAAGACUAUCCUGGGUGAUCUCCGAUCUGAUGACCAGUUUUCUAUCCUGGACUUCAACCACAACGUCCGGUGCUGGAGGGACAGUUUGGUGCAAGCCUCCAAAAUCCAGACAGAAGCAGCCAAGAAGUAUGUUGAAAGCAUCCAUCCCAAUGGAGGAACCAACAUCAACGAUGCCCUUCUCCGGGCCAUGUUUAUUUUAAAUGAAGCCAAUACUUUGGGGAUGCUGGAUCCAAAUUCUGUCUCCAUGAUAAUAUUGGUUUCGGAUGGAGACCCAACUGUUGGAGAACUAAAGCUGCCAACGAUUCAGAAAAAUGUGAAAAAGCAUAAUCGGGAUGACAUUUCUUUGUUCUGUCUUGGAAUCGGCUUUGAUGUGGACUAUGAUUUUCUGAAGAGGUUGGCGACUGAAAACAACGGAGCCGCACAACGGAUCUUUGGGAAUCAAGAGACUUCUUCCCAAAUGAAGAAAUUCUACAACCAGGUUUCUACUCCACUUCUCAAAAAACUGGACUUCAACUAUCCUAAAGGCUUGGUGUCUGAUGUAACCCAGAGCGCCUUCCAACAUUAUUUUAAAGGGUCAGAGAUUGUGGUGUCAGGAAAAGUUGACACUGAAAAUGUACAGCAUUUACAGAGCGUGGUGACAGCCACAGCGUCCAACACGCAGUUAAUCUUGGACACUCUGGCAAAUGUUGAAGGAUUGGAUGAGUUCCUGGACAAGGAUAAGCACGCUGAUCCCAAAUUCACGGAAAAGUUGUGGGCCUACCUGACUGUCAACCAACUCAUGGCGGAAAGGUGA